This is a messenger RNA of Carassius auratus (goldfish), 1891 nucleotides long. RefSeq names its product titin-like. The record is from RefSeq and is a predicted model, not a curated record. Lineage: Eukaryota; Metazoa; Chordata; Actinopteri; Cypriniformes; Cyprinidae. The transcript has 6 exons. Bases 94 to 1359 code for a protein of 421 amino acids.
CUUUCACUUUCAUUUUGAGUUAGGCUACCAUCGGGACAACACCCCAAUUCUCCAUAGAACCUGCGUUCAUUUUUUAGAGGAAAAGUGGUGAAAAUGAAGGUCUCUGUAUUACUCGGACUGUGUGCACUCUUCCUGUCUGCUGGUUCCAGUGAUGGUGAAGAAGUAGUGUCUGUGUCUGUGGAGGGAGAUCCAGUCACUUUAAACACUGAUGUGACAUUAACCCCACAACAAAUAAUAAAAUGGUACUUUGAUAACACUCGCAUCGCUCAGAUAAUUGGAGAACAGGGUGAGAUCUGUACAGAUGAGUGUCCUGAGACACUCAGAGACAGACUGAAUCUGGAUCAUCAGACUGGAUCUCUGACCAUCAUGAACACCAGAACCACAGACUCUGGACUCUAUCGACUACAGAUCAUCAGCAACAGCAUCAGUGAAAAGAUCUUUAAUGUUACUGUCACUGGUGCGUCUGGUGCGGAUAGAGACGAGUGUGUGAUGGGGGGAGAUUCAGUAACUCUAAACACUGAUAUAAAAACAAACCAAAAUGACAGAAUUAAAUGGUUUUAUGGUGACACUCGCAUCGCUCAAAUCACUGGAGAUCUCAUCUGUACAGAUGUUGAGUGUAAUGAAGAUACUGAGAGAUUCAGAGACAGACUGAAGCUGGAUCAUCAGACUGGAUCUCUGACCAUCAGAAACUUCAGAAACACAGAUGCUGGAGAAUAUAAACUACAGAUCAUCAGCAGCAGCAGCAGCAGUGUAAAGAGCUUCAGUGUUACUGUCUGUGAUGUUCCUGCUGCUGAACGAGAAGAAGUGACAAAGUCAGUGAAGGAGGGAGAAUCUGUCACUUUGGAUCCUGCCGUAGGAAGAAUAGCAUAUAAUGUGAUGACGUGGUAUUUUAACGAGAUUGUCGUCUCUGAAUUAAAUGGCAAUCAGAGUAAGAUCUGUUCAGAUGUUAAGUGUAAAGAGAGAUUCAGAGACAGACUGCAUCUGGAUCCUCAGACUGGAUCUCUGACCAUCACAAACACCAGAACCACAGACUCUGGAGAAUAUACACUACAGAUCAGGAGCAGCAGCUUCAGCAUUCACCGUCGUCGUCGUCGCCGCAGCAUCAUCAUCACGAGUACUAAAAUAUUCAAUGUUUCAGUCAUUGAUUCAAGUUUGUCUUCUGGUGCUAUAGCUGGAAUAGUUAUUGCUGUUCUGUGUGUGGCUGCUGCUGCUGUUGGUGCUGUGAUUUACUGUCGUAAAAAACCACAUGAAGAUCCUGUAGAAGUCACACAAUUCAGGAAUACGUCUAAUGGGGCGCCACCUAAUCCAUCUGAGACUGAAUCCUCAUUCAUGCUACCAACACACAGCCAAGUCACAUGAUCCUGUUCAGUUUCAGUUUAGAGCUGCCAACUGCUGGUGACACGAGUAACGACAACAUUGAACAAAUGAGCACCAACUUUCAGAAGCAACUAUUAGCAGUGAAGCACAUGAUUCAUCUCUUGCCAGAAACCUCAGUGUGUCAGCAAGAUGGAGUCAAUCAUUCAAUGUAUCUACUCCAGCCGUUUGUUGGGGAAAUAUUUUCUCCUUUUUAAAUCAAACUGAGUUCUCUCCAGCCAGAUGUACCUCUAGAAACUGACCUUAUUCUACCACAGCUCCUGCUCAAACUGAUGGUUUUCAGAAUAAGAUGAGGUGCGUCUGUGGCCUCUGGACCCUUAUUGGGACUUGUUUUUUUGUUGGACUCCAUGGCAAAGGAUAUGCGCCUCGUGCACUGAUUCCAUUGAAAUAUGAUCACCAAAGACUGUCAGCCAUAAAUCAACAUCAACACAUCAUCAUUGUUUACAAAGAUAUGAGAAAGGAGAGAAGAGGAUCAGCUGAAACUAAUUGGCUGAAACUAAGAUCGCUCACAGAGAAA